This is a messenger RNA of Larimichthys crocea (large yellow croaker), 3958 nucleotides long. Its product is annotated as integrin beta-1. The record is from RefSeq and is a predicted model, not a curated record. Gene Ontology annotation, biological process: cell-matrix adhesion; integrin-mediated signaling pathway; cell adhesion mediated by integrin. Gene Ontology annotation, molecular function: collagen binding involved in cell-matrix adhesion; C-X3-C chemokine binding; integrin binding. The coding region runs from base 348 to 2738 and encodes 796 amino acids. Gene Ontology annotation, cellular component: cell surface; integrin complex; focal adhesion. The transcript has 16 exons. Lineage: Eukaryota; Metazoa; Chordata; Actinopteri; Sciaenidae.
GGUUUGUUGGAGAGAGAGGGGGGCAUUAAAAAAAAAAAACCCCAGCAGCAGCACCAGGGCAGCGGCUGUAACGUGUUCGGGCGAGCCGGUAACUCCUUUUUGUGUUUUUAUCUCAUCUUUAAACACCGCCCGUGUGUGUGUGUACGUUAACCGUUAACCGCGUCGUGAUUGGAAACGUUACGUACGUUGGCACGUCGGGACACCGCGGUGUUAUUAGUUAAACAAAGCGGACCCCUCAUCCAACGACAGGCUCAGUGUUCGCCAACGGUAACCGCUGUUAGUGCGGUAAAAACGGACACAGUUAGAGGGCUGAUGCCGCUGUAAAUCAACGGAAACAUCAACACGAGAUGGAUCUGCGGUUACUUUUAAUAGCGGCGUUAUCGGCCGUCCUCGGUGGCAGCUGGGCACAGCAAGAGGGGAGCAUAUGCAUCAAGGCGAACGCACAGUCAUGUGGGGAAUGCAUUCAGGUCGCCAAGUCGUGUGGAUGGUGCUCGGAUCAAGAAUUCCUCACUGUCGGUGAGUCCAAGUCCGCUCGCUGUGAUGACCUGGACUCCCUGAAGAAGAGAAGUUGUACCAAAAUCGAGAACCCGGUCGGAUCGAUCAGCAUCGAUAAGGACAAGCCCGUCACCAACCGCAAGAAGGACAGCGAGAAACCGGAUCCUGGCCAGAUUACACAGAUCCAACCCCAGAAACUCACCCUGACACUCAGAACUGGUGAGCCCCAGACUUUUAAGCUGAAAUUCAAGCGUGCUGAGGACUACCCCAUCGACCUGUACUACCUUAUGGACCUCUCCUACUCCAUGAACGACGAUUUGGAAAACGUCAAGAACCUUGGCACUGACCUCAUGCUUGAAAUGAGAAAGAUCACCUCAGAUUUCAGGAUCGGUUUCGGCUCGUUUGUGGAGAAGACGGUCAUGCCGUACAUCAGCACCACGCCUGCCAGGCUCAUCAACCCCUGCACAGGGAACCAGAACUGUACGAGCCCCUUCAGCUAUAAGAACGUCCUGAAGCUCACAAACAAGGGAGACGAGUUCAAUCGCUUGGUCAGUCAGCAGCAGAUCUCAGGAAACCUGGACUCUCCAGAGGGAGGCUUCGAUGCCAUCAUGCAGGUGGCGGUCUGUGAGGAGCAAAUCGGUUGGAGGAAUGUGACCCGUCUGCUGGUGUUUUCCACCGACGCUGGUUUCCACUUUGCUGGUGACGGCAAACUGGGCGGCAUCGUCCUGCCUAACGAUGGGAAGUGUCACCUGGAGAACAACAUGUACACCAUGAGCCACUACUAUGACUACCCCUCCAUCGCCCAUUUGGUUCAGAAACUGAGUGACCACAACAUCCAGACCAUCUUUGCUGUAACUGAGGAAUUCCAGCCUGUUUACAAGGAGUUGAAAAAUCUGAUUCCCAAAUCGGCCGUUGGCACGCUGUCCGCCAACUCCAGCAACGUGAUCAAACUCAUUAUUGACGCUUACAACUCUUUGUCAUCUGAGGUCAUCCUGGAAAACGGCAGGCUGCCCGAAGGAGUUUCCAUCACCUACAAGUCCAUCUGUAAGAACGGCGUGGAGGGAACAGGGGAGAACGGCAGGAAGUGCUCCAACAUCUCCAUCGGAGACGAGGUGUCUUUCGAGAUUUCCGUCGAAUUCCAGAAGUGUCCGUCGCAUGACAAGACCGAGACCAUUAAAAUUAAACCUCUGGGCUUCACUGAGGAGGUGGAGGUAGUUCUGAACUUCAUCUGCGACUGUCAAUGCGCCAAAGACGGCGAGAACAACAGUAAGCAGUGCGACGACGGCAACGGGACCUUCGAGUGUGGAGCCUGCAAGUGUAAUGAAGGACGUAUCGGACGCCUCUGUGAGUGCAGCAAAGACGAAGUGCGGACGGAGGACUUGGACGCCAACUGCCGAAAAGACAACGGUACGGACAUCUGCAGCAACAACGGCGACUGUGUCUGCGGCAGCUGCGAAUGCAAGAAGCGCGAGAACCCCGCAGAGGUCUACAGCGGCAAGUACUGCGAGUGCGACAACUUCAACUGCGACCGUUCAGGCAACAAGCUCUGCGGAGGACACGGCCGCUGCGAAUGCAGGAAGUGCAUCUGUGACGCCAACUACACCGGCAGCGCCUGCGACUGCUCCCUGGACACUUCCUACUGCCUUGCCAAGAACGGGCAGAUCUGUAACGGCCGCGGUACUUGCGAGUGCGGAGUCUGCAAAUGCAACAACGCCAAAUUCCAGGGUCCGACCUGUGAGAUCUGUCCCACGUGCCCCGGCGUCUGCGCUGAGCACAAAACUUGUGUGCAGUGCCGAGCGUUCAAUGCCGGUGAGAAGAAGGAUACAUGUGAGCGGGACUGCAGCUACUUCGAGCUGAUCAAGGUGAAGAGUCGUGACAAGCUGCCACAGCCCACGGACCAGAGCUUCCCACUCACCCACUGCAAAGAGCGUGACGCCAACGACUGCUGGUUCUACUACACCUUCGCCAUCAGGAACGACACCAAGGAGGUCUACGUGGUGGAGACGUUGGAGUGCCCAGCGGGACCUGACAUCAUCCCCAUCGUGGCAGGCGUGGUAGCGGGCAUUGUGCUGAUCGGCCUCGCUCUGCUGCUUAUCUGGAAACUGCUCAUGAUCAUCCACGACCGCAGAGAGUUCGCCAAGUUCGAGAAGGAGAAGAUGAACGCCAAGUGGGACACGGGUGAGAAUCCGAUCUACAAAAGCGCCGUAACAACAGUCGUCAAUCCAAAGUACGAGGGCAAAUGAUGGAGCUCUGCCUCCGUUGUGACAACACUGUAUGGAAAAGAAUCUGGGCUGAACGGAAGGGAAGGGUCGGGUUUUUAUAAUGCUCUCACUGUGUUUGUUUGUUUGUUGUUGUAGUCACCAAAUGAUAGCAAUGCAUUUUGCCACUAUUUCAGUUUGUUUUUACUAACUUGUUUUUAUUUUCUAUGCAUCAUCUGAAAUGUGUACAGUCUGUAUAAAUGUGGGGUUUUGUUUUUUGUUUUUCUCUGCGGAACUUGAGCGAAUGUGUUGAACUGAUUUUAUUAAUUUUUCCACCAUUGGACUGGCAAAAAAAAAAAAAAAAACCUAGCUGUGCCUUUUUUAAAUGUUUUAAUAGAACCAUCAAGCCAUCAGUGUUUUGUGGACGGUUGAAUUGGAUGUUGAUAGCGGGCAACAGACGAAGAGUUCCUCUCCAGAUAACCACAUAUGCAAUGCUGAGUGGACGGCAAUCCUUAACGCAACAAAGUUGAGUUUAAAAAGGUCUUAAGAUUGAUUUGCCGUCUGAGCAAAGAUCUUAUUGUGUCUGUAAUCAUUUAGACUCUCUUUGGAUUGAAACUCUUCAAAUGUAGCGCCAGUCGGCCGAGUGCGGUAGCAGUGAAACGUGUACAGUAUGUUUGGAUUUCUGUGUUAAGCCAUACAUGUAUUCACAGAAGAGGAUCGGAGGCGUUUGUAUGUUUGUUUUUGUUUCCAAGUGACUUAAUCCAUCUGAACAAUCAAUUUUAAAUGUAUCUUUGUCUAGAAAAGAUGUUUUUUUCUGGCUGCCUUUCUAGUUUAAAGGACAUCAGUGUACAGUAGUGUUACUGUUUGGCUCCAGGUUUUACUUUUGCUUAAUUUAAAGCCAACUCAGGUCCUUAAUUCUUCACAGCAAUGCCAAAUACACGUAAACCUGCCUUAUUUGCUAACUAAAUUUGCUUAUAUUGAAAUGCCUUGUUUUUUUAUUUGUAGGAUAUGAAUUGGGUUCCACAUUAUUCCACGUCAGUAAUUCCACCCAACGUUUUUGUGGUGCCUCGAUCAAACAUUUUUUUUAUUGAAAAAAAAAAUACUGAUAAUGUCAUUUAAAGAUCAGCGGUAAGGGAAUGGGUUUUGUAAAGAAAAAAAAAAAAAGGUUACACCUAUCACCAUUGUUUUUAAGUGCCUUUUUUAAUUUCAACACCAAUUCUGUAUUUCUGAAAUUAUUUAUUGAAUAAACAUUGAAAACAAUUUAA